CCGCCCAGCGAAAAACGCGCCAUCAGUCCUCUCCUACGUCCGCAGAUAACAUGUAAAGACUGAGUGUCUGCCGGCGAGUCACAUUAUCUUCUUUAAUCUGAACGAAGAGAAAAUGAGUGGACGCGGCAAAGGAGGAAAGGGACUCGGAAAAGGAGGCGCCAAGCGUCACCGUAAAGUUCUCCGUGAUAACAUCCAGGGAAUCACCAAGCCCGCCAUCCGCCGUCUGGCUCGCCGUGGCGGAGUCAAGCGUAUCUCCGGUCUCAUCUACGAGGAGACCCGCGGUGUGCUCAAGGUCUUCCUGGAGAACGUCAUCCGUGACGCCGUCACCUACACCGAGCACGCCAAGAGGAAGACGGUGACCGCCAUGGAUGUGGUCUAUGCCCUGAAGAGACAGGGCCGCACCCUGUACGGCUUCGGCGGUUAAACUCACCCUGACCCGCUCAUACCGACACUCAAAGGCUCUUUUAAGAGCC
Molecule: messenger RNA, 473 nt
Organism: Seriola dumerili (greater amberjack)
Lineage: Eukaryota; Metazoa; Chordata; Actinopteri; Carangiformes; Carangidae
Product: histone H4
Exons: 1
Coding region: 113-424 (103 amino acids)
Biological process (GO): nucleosome assembly
Cellular component (GO): nucleosome
Molecular function (GO): protein heterodimerization activity; structural constituent of chromatin; DNA binding
Source: RefSeq, a predicted model, not a curated record